Messenger RNA from Carassius auratus (goldfish), 1816 nucleotides. It is a transcript of the gene ube2na, whose product is annotated as ubiquitin-conjugating enzyme E2Na. The record is from RefSeq and is a predicted model, not a curated record. The transcript has 4 exons. Lineage: Eukaryota; Metazoa; Chordata; Actinopteri; Cypriniformes; Cyprinidae. Bases 124 to 588 code for a protein of 154 amino acids.
CGUCCGUUUCCGCGUGCGUCUGGACGCAACGCGCCGGAAGGCGUGUGUGCACUGCGUCUCCGCCGUCGAUGCAAACGAAGUAAGAGGCACUGAGUCAAAGCUAAAAUCCGCAUUCAAGACAAGAUGGCAGGGUUGCCCCGCAGAAUCAUUAAGGAAACACAGCGUUUGUUGGCAGAGCCGGUGCCAGGUAUAAAGGCAGAGCCAGAUGAGGGGAACGCUCGCUACUUCCAUGUGGUCAUCGCCGGACCUCAAGACUCCCCCUUCGAGGGAGGAACUUUUAAACUUGAACUCUUUCUUCCCGAAGAAUAUCCCAUGGCAGCUCCGAAAGUACGCUUCAUGACCAAAAUAUAUCACCCCAAUGUAGACAAGCUGGGAAGAAUAUGUCUAGAUAUUUUGAAAGAUAAGUGGUCUCCAGCCUUGCAGAUCCGCACAGUGCUGUUAUCAAUCCAGGCAUUACUAAGCGCUCCCAACCCUGAUGAUCCUCUAGCAAAUGACGUCGCAGAGCAGUGGAAGUCUAAUGAAGCUCAAGCCAUAGAGACAGCCCGAACAUGGACCAGGCUUUAUGCCGGAAACAAUAUUGAAGUCUAGAAAUGUAGGUGGGGAGACAAAGAGAGAGAGAGAGAGAGAAAGAGGAAGUCAAGAUUGAAAACAACUCCAUGUUCUGCCAAGACCUAUUCAUUUUCAUUUAAAGGACACAGUCUUAGGAAACAAAAAAUUAUGAUAAACUGUAAAGAAUAUAUUAAGACAAAAGUAAAAAAGAAAACUUCAGGCGAUUUGUGAUUUAAAUGCACAUUAGUAUAAAAGUCUUUGUCCUGAUUCACUGCUGUUGAGAUGCAUGGGCAGAUGAUCUACUCAUACAGCUUUUUUCACAGUGGUUGAGUAUGUAGCCGCAGACUUCUGCUAUGAAGCGUGCAUUAAAACGGUCAUUUGUCUGUCCUUUUUUUUUUUUUUUUUUUUUUUUUUGGAAAGGGGGUAACUUUUUAUAUUUCUUUUAACCUAUUUUCUUCAUUGCUCUUUUUUUUUUUUAAAUUUUUUAAUUAUAAUUAUUAUUAUUAUUAAUGAGGAGCAGCAGACUAGCCCCCAUUUAGAACACCCUUCUUUCAAACUGCAGACGUACCCUGAUAGAAAACCUAGCAAAAAAGUGUUAAGUUCAGUAAAACUGAAAAGAGACGCCAGAUUUAACAUCACAUGCAAACAGUAAUUUCCCCAGGGAAAUAGUUAAACUGGAAAGUCCUUCCACCAUCACAGAAACCGAUAAAGAUGUAAAACCUAAUGUAGACUUAAUUUAUGUUUUGGACUACGUGCAAGAUAUAGCUAGAGUGAACAGAGUUUUUGCGUAAUAUUUCUUUUAGUAUAACAAUUCUGUUAAUGUAUCCGGUUUUAGUGUUUUGUUUUAUCUAUCUUGCCAUCGCUGUACUAAUUGCACUCUUGAAACUCCAUCAUUGUGUGCUUUUUUUUUUUUUGUGUCCAUCACGGUCCAGUGCAUCGAGAUUCAUUUGUCUGUUUCUUCCCUUAAGCAUUUAUUUUGAAACGCCAUGGUUGAAGGGGAGGGCUGGAGACAAAUGACGAAUAGUGAGGUUUUAGUAAAGGGGCGAGGGGUGGGAAUGUUUGCAGAAACAUUGCAAAAGAUCAAUAAAGGCUUUGUCUCAAUUCCCACGAUUGGUCUUUUGUUAAAACAUCAAUUUCAACUGUGUUUGUAACUUCCUGCUUUCUAUAGAAAGGGGAAAAAGAUCCUGCUUUUUAAAAUGUGAUGACAACAGUCCACACACAUAUUUCUGUUCUUUCUGUAAAUAAAAAUCUGUUGAUUAAUAAGAAA